AUGAAUUCACUUCUUUUGUUAUGUUUUGUUUUAUCAGUCGCAACUAUUGAAGCCCAUACGGUUCAUCUCUCACAUUCUCAAAAGGAGAAAGCCCAUUUAUACAUUGCAGAAUGUAUGAAAGAGAGUGGAGUUAAAUCGGAAGUAUUAUCUGAGGCGAAGAAAGGUGUAUUCGAGGAAGACGAGGCGCUAAAGAAAUUCACGUUAUGUUUCUUUCAAAAAUCUGGCAUCAUAAAUGACGAAGGAAAGUUGAAUGUAGCAGAAGCUUUAGCUAAAUUACCGAGCGGUGUUGACAAGGCAAAUGCUGAGAAACUGCUAGAAGAAUGCAAAAAGAAAACUGGAAAGAAUCACGCAGAUACAGCCUUUGAAAUUUACAAAUGUUACUAUCAUGGCACAAAAGAACACAUUUUACUUUGA
Molecule: messenger RNA, 414 nt
Organism: Papilio machaon (common yellow swallowtail)
Lineage: Eukaryota; Metazoa; Arthropoda; Insecta; Lepidoptera; Papilionidae
Product: general odorant-binding protein 56d
Exons: 2
Coding region: 1-414 (137 amino acids)
Biological process (GO): sensory perception of smell
Molecular function (GO): odorant binding
Source: RefSeq, a predicted model, not a curated record